UUCAGAUGAACACAUUCUUCAUUCCGAGAGAGGAACUAUACCUCUUUCACACUUUACGAAACUAUUUGAAGAUUUCCUUCUGCUGCUCUCAGGACUCGGUGCAUGAAAAAAACAUCAGUAAUCAUGUCUGUUGUAUGCUCAUCACAGAGUUUGCCUAUUUUCCUGUUCCUCAUUCCAGUGAGUUUCGUUCAUGGUGUUGCUGAAUUAAAAGAGCUUUGCGACCCAGACCCUUUAUCAUGUAAGAACAUCACUCUAUCUGGAGGGAGAUCGAUUCAAUUCAUUCGAAGAUUAGCAUCAACAUCAAACGAUCCUGAACCAGUUCUGGUAAAACUCCCAUCUUGGCGCCAUUUUGUCUGUGUUUUACCGAAAAGAAAUGAGACUCCUACGGAUGCAUCACCACCACUAGAAACUCUCGAUGGAGGAAGUUCGACAACUUCGCCAGAAAUUUCAUCCAGUGGAGCAACUGAAGCUUCGUCAGAACAAGCAAUGUCAGGCUCUUCGACUACUCCAUCAGAACCUACGACCAAUGAUACUCCCAUGGAUGCAUCACCACCCCAAGAAACUCCUGGUGGAGGAAGUUCGACAACUUCACCAGAACUUUCAUCCAUUGGAUCACCUGAAGCUUCGUCAGAACAAGCAAUGAGCCCAAUGACAGGCUCUUCAACUACUCCAUCAGAACCUGCGACCAAUGGUACAACGAUAUAUUCGCAGGAACAUACGUCAGGUUAUUCGACAACUCCAUCAGAACAUACGACAGACGAUGCGGCUACAACUUUGUCACACCCUACAACAAUUCCUUCUACGGAGGCUUUACCUGAAACCACAACUAAAGGAAAUUUAGAUGUGAAUUCGUGUAAGAUGCUCUAUUCAAUGGGGCAUCAAACAAGUGGUGUCUAUGCCAUCUCUCCUAGCGGUGUGGGACUGACCGAUGUCUACUGCGAUAUGACCACCGAUAGCGGAGGGUGGACAAUCUUCCAGAAACGUUAUGACGGAUCUGUGGAUUUUUACCGCAAUUAUACCGAGUAUGUUCGUGGAUUUGGUGACGUCGAGGGCGAAUACUGGUUGGGAUUAGACCAACUCUACUUACUUGCUAAAGAUGGAGUCGAACUCAGAAUCGAUAUGGUUGAUUACGAUAACAAUCCAUUCUACGCUCAUUAUGGCAGUUUUAGCAUUGGAAGUACCAACACCAACUACCGAAUCGGGUUUUCAUCAUAUACCGGUACUGCAGGAGAAGGGCUAGAUGUAGCCAACGGAAAGGACUUCUCAACCUAUGACAAUGACCAUGAUGACAACUGGGGUAAUUGUGCUUCUGUGUACAGAGGGGGAUGGUGGUAUAACGACUGUUAUACAGCCAACUUGAAUGGGGUACACGGACUCCAAACUGGUUUGACAGGUAUUAUUUGGGAUUUCUCUAACACAAAAUACAUGAGAGCUACAGAAAUGAAGUUAAGAUGAUCGGAUUGAUCCAUGUUGUUGUCAUUCCUUUCUACCUAAUUUUUGAAGUUCUUAUACAUAGUUAUUUUAAAGCACAAUGUAGUCCAAGUGAUUGUGUAUAUUAGAGAAUCACUUGAAAAACAGGAAUAAGCAAUUUAAACAUAUUUCAUGUAAUGAUCUAUAUCUAUAAUGGAUUUCAUGUCAACAUGGUAACACGAACAUGGGCCUCAUGUUUCGGAGGGGGGGGGGUGGGGUGGGCUGCUCACGUAUAAUGGUAGAACCGGUACGUGGCUCUUAAGACCCCUUUUCACUCAUUGACCAACCCGUUCUCCCUCGCUCCUUCAUGUCCUAACUAAGCCCUUUAUUUUAUUCGUCAGUUCUCGAUGACCACAUUUCAUUGUAAAUUCCACCCACCCCCCCCCCCAAAAAAAAAUGCAGAACUUCAGUUCUUAAGAGUAUGGCAUCUGAUUUUCUGGCCAAACAUCCGUAUCCUUUCCAAUCCGAGUAGGGGGGGGGUGCCUCUCACUGAAAAACCAGUCCAGAAUGAUAGUCCUUUCUCAAGAGCUUUCAAGACACUGGACCCUGGUUCAUUUCACACCUUAAGGGCGCCACCUAUUGAUGUCCUUUACCAGGAAACGAAACAAAACUGUUUAUUCAUAUUUAUUUAUCAAAACCUAAUGAACAAUCAUUAUUCGGAGUUGUUAAAACUCAUAUUAGUGAAAAGUGCGUAAUUUUCAAUAUUUUACAUCAAAUCCAGACAAUAACAGACUGUCAUGAAAAUUGCAUUUUUCUCGUGACAAUUUUAUUUCCACUCUACAAAAUCCCAGCCAUGGCGUAAUUUCCUUCAGCAAGAAAUGUAUCCACAUUGUGCUGCACUCAACCCAGGUGAGGUGAAUGGGUACCCGGUAGGAAGAAAUUCCUUGAAUGCUUGAGCAGCCCAGCUAAAGCCAGGGUAAUAAUAAUAGCAGGGCCCGCUGGGAGAACAGUUUUCAGAACUGAAGUGGCUUCCCUGGGUAAAUAUACCUAUAUAACUAUAUUAUUAUAAAAUACGUACCUUUUAAAUUUAUCUUUGAUACAACCGAUGUAGAAGAAGCUUGGCUAUUAUAGUGUGACUUAUAAAUUUAUAUGUCUCUCUCUCACUUACACACUCUCCCUUUCUCCCUUGCAUGAUUAUCCCUCUUUUCUAUUAUUCAUGCCAUGUAAGUAGACUUAAGUUUUUGACGAAAUACUGUUAUGUUUUUGUUUAUCUGCUUAUAUUCCUCAAAUUGUAUAUUUGUUUUCAUAACCUUGUAUUUUUGUUUUGAACAAAAUACUGGCGAAUGCCAGUGAUGCUCUAAUAUUAAAUUCAGUUCAAUUCAUGUUAGCAGUAAACAAACAUACUCCAAGGAAGAAAAAAACGAGUUAGGUCUAAAGUCUGUCCUUGGAUGAACGGUAAGUUAAUUAGUGAGAUGAAUAGACGAAAUAAGUUUCAUAAAAUGAUAUUAAAGUAUAAUUGCUCAGAAUAAACUGACAAUGGACAAAACAUCGAAAAUUAUCGUUUACCCUUUCAAGCCACUUUAAAUUUUAAUGUGGAAGUGUGUGGACAUUUAUAAAAUGUUGAUUUAAAACUUGUCAAAUUUUGAGGAAUUUCACAUUUUUUAACUGUCUUACUGUUAUCAUACCAUAUUUCGCCCAAUUUCUGGAUAUAUUAAUGUUUUGAUAUAUAUUUCGUCAUGUGUUAAUUUAAUAUCCACAUUUUGUGAUCAAAUAAAAUUGGAAAUAUUCGCAAUUAUCUAUUUUCAACAAAACUCGCUUUCUAGUUUUCCCAUGAAACUGGCGGCAUCACAGGUCGCCAACAAAGGCUACAUUGCAUGCACCUGUGUAUUCUUUUGUACUUCUUUAGAAAUCGAAAGCUACACGAAUU
Molecule: messenger RNA, 3337 nt
Organism: Lytechinus pictus (painted urchin)
Lineage: Eukaryota; Metazoa; Echinodermata; Echinoidea; Temnopleuroida; Toxopneustidae
Product: microfibril-associated glycoprotein 4-like
Exons: 7
Coding region: 103-1455 (450 amino acids)
Source: RefSeq, a predicted model, not a curated record